Saccostrea cuccullata (small rock oyster) is the source of this 1254-nucleotide messenger RNA. RefSeq lists its product as uncharacterized. The transcript has 2 exons. Lineage: Eukaryota; Metazoa; Mollusca; Bivalvia; Ostreida; Ostreidae. The record is from RefSeq and is a predicted model, not a curated record. Bases 160 to 1254 code for a protein of 364 amino acids.
CACUUCACUGAUUUAGAGGGAAAACGAAAACACGUUAAAUUUUUCUACUUAAGAAAUCAAAAAAUCACCAUGUUUUCCUGUGGAAUUGUAAGAUUCCUAUAGUAGACCAUCAGUAAAUAGCUUUAUCUGGAUUCUGGUAGACCUAGACAGUGAAGAGUCAUGCCUAGGAAAAAGACUUCCAAACAGACAGACGGCCAGGGUAUGGAUGCGCCAUCCGCAAAACGUCGGAAGCCAAAUCAAGCUUCGGGGGCCACAAAACCAGACCAAGUCCCCAUUGACUAUCAAAAACUUGCUGCAGAGAUCCUACGGCAACAAAGUUUGCACCAACCUCAGUCGACUGGUGAAGAAAAAAACCAGGAACAGACCUCUGCAUCAACGGCAAUAUCACAGGUUAAUACAACAGCUUCAAUAUCAUCAAAGCCUGCUACAUCAGGGUCACAAGCUUCUACAGCAGGGUCACAAGCGUCUACAUCAGCGACACAAGAUGCUACCUCAGGGUCACAAGCUGACACAACAGCAACAGUGUCACAACUGGUAUCUAGGAUAUUUGAAGGUGAGCCAGCAGGCACAGCACCCAAUAAAAACACAAGUAAUUACAUAUCAAUCACUGAUGGCAUUCCUCUUGGUGCAACCGUACCUAACAAAAUUAAGUCAAAAAUAUGGUCGAAUGAAUUUAUAGAUUUGCGUAGUCUCUUGACGCACCAAGAGGAAGACCCAGUGACCUUACUGAUCACACCAGGGGUAAUAAAUUUGCAACAUAGUCAAAAGUCUAAAACACCUCUGUCCAUCAACCAAUGGACAGAUGCGUUUCUGGUUUUUACGUGUAUCGUUAUACAACAGAAACCCACUGAGGCUCCCCACCUGCUUAAGUACAUGUCAUUCAUAAGGGAGCUACAAAAACUUCAUGGGGAUUCAGCGUGGCGAUCAUACGAUGAGUCUUUCAGGAAGUUAAGGGAGACAGUAGACCUUCCAUGGCAAAAGCCAGUGGAGGAACUACGUGGUAAAUCAUUAGCUGUUUCCACAAAACAAUCUAAUGGGCAGCCUUUUCGUGGGAAACAGGUGGGGAGAAUCGGUGGGGUCAGAUUCUGCUUCGCCUAUAACCAAGGUAACAAAUGUAAGUCAACCCCCUGUCCAUUCACCCACAUUUGCCAAGCCUGUAGAGGUAAUCACCCCAAAAUUAAAUGUAAAUCUACAGAAAAAUCUAAACAUGAUAGGACCUCUCCCAACCCCAGUAAAGGCAAACAAACUAAAUGA